Messenger RNA from Culex pipiens pallens (northern house mosquito), 6523 nucleotides. It is a transcript of the gene plx, whose product is annotated as TBC1 domain family member 4. The transcript has 10 exons. The record is from RefSeq and is a predicted model, not a curated record. Bases 656 to 5044 code for a protein of 1462 amino acids. NCBI's taxonomy places the organism in Eukaryota, Metazoa, Arthropoda, Insecta, Diptera, Culicidae.
CUGGAUAGUUUACAUCGCGACAACGCACGUCCCUUCAGGCCAGGCAGUUUUGAACAGGAGAAAAAAAUACAUAUUUUCACCCAGGCUAAACGGAGCGACUUUUUUCAAAGUGUUGUUAAUUUUGUCAAGUUCUGGACACUUGUUCCGGCGGUUCGUCGUACGUGGUUCACGGUUCGCGCGACUCUUCAACUCAGGACUGCAGUACUGGUUAUGCUGUAAUACGACCGAGGGGGGAGGCUUUUCGACUGUAGGAAUCUUCACGAAGAAAGAGAAAAUCGAUUAUAGCUGCAAAGUGAUAAAGUUCAAUUUUGACAAGGCGAAAAGAGUGAGUUCUACUACUAUUGGCUGUUCUGGAUAUUGGCCGUGUAGUGUUACCCAAGUGAGAAUCAAUCGAAGAUGUAACCUUACAAGUGAUUGCUGAAAAGGUGCACUUAAGUUUCGGUCGUGAUUCAGUGGCAAGAGAAAAUCAUUUUUGAUAUUUUCAUCGCGAGUGAUGAGUAGUAUCGUUUGAGUUGCUCAAGUGAAGUAUGCAGUUACAAGUGUAAAACAGGAAAAUUUUCAAGUAAAGGUCUUUGUUAUCUUGGGACGGUUGGUCAACCCAGGUGUUGGCUGAGCAUUUCGCAAAAUAAAAUCCUUCAAAGUGGAACACCCUACUAUGAAAACUCGUCUCACUACGUUGACAUGGCGAGGUUCAGCGUCCGUGGAUCCCCGGUUUUCGGCGUCGAUGCUCCCGUGGUCCAUCGCCGACAUCCGGAACCACGAGAGUUAUGUAACCUUAUCCGUUGGUAUUGAGAACGGCCAUCUCGAAGCUUACAACACAGACUUUGAGCUCCAGUUCGUGCACCAGCUCAAGUAUAUCCUCGGAUAUUGCAGAGUAAUCGUGAAGCAGGAAAAGGGCAAGAAAAAUUCCGACUUUCUAAUCCCGAAAUCAAACAGCACCCGCGUCCUGCCAAUCACCAUCGGCAACGAUAACGUGGCCGAGAUCUACGGACCGGAGUAUGGUUUGGUGUACCUGCUGAAAACGCCCCAGGAUCCGCUGCUCCACAUUCACCUGUACGAGUGCGAUAAAUACGACCAGAUGGCCGAGCUGAUGCAGCAGAUGCGUGAUCCAGCCUCAAUCGGGACCGGCGGUUCGGUCGGCAGUAUUCCGCAGAGCAUCGUGUCGUCCAGCGGUGCCAAUUCGAACGACAUCCACCGGGCGUUACGCGGCCAAGGCAUCCACUCGACACCGGCGUCCAACCUGAAGCUGUCGGAACAGAUGCGGCAUGCCCAGCACGACAGCAGUCCGAUCCAGAACGGGGCGAGCCAGGCCAAUGGACAGCAGCCGAGCGCGACCUCGGCGGGAGGACGGAUUUCCGCCUCGAAGAGCUUCUCCGGCGGGUUGAACCACUCGGCCAGCGGCGGCAACAUCCAGGCCAGCGGAAGUGUAUCGUCGAGUCUGUCCUCGCUGCCGGACAUUUCCGCCAACAACUCGCAGUUCUUCGAGGUGCUGUACGUGGGCAAGAUCAAGGUGUCCCACAAGCGCGUGCCGUUCACGUUCAUCGACGACGCGCUGCCCAAGUUCAAGGCGUACGACGCGCAAAAGCUCAAGCAGCAGCUGGACGCGGCGCGGAAGACAAACGGCGACGAAUCUUCCGAUCAGAACUCGUCGGAAACGUCUUCCAACGGCCAGCCGACGCAAGCGGGCCUGAACAGGAUCAGCGAAUCCAACGAGUCACAGUCGGUUCCAGCAGAGUCCGAACAAGACAGCAUCAGCAGCAGCAGCAACAACAGCAGCCCUGCUACAUCUCAAGCCGAUAACAAGGAAAACACGCUUCCUUUGGCGCAGGCACCCGACGACGCCGAGGUCUUCCGGGGCCGGAGGGUCAGCCACUUUGACAUACCGGCCAAGAAGGUUGAUUCGAAGGAGGAAGAUUCAAACAACGACGAGAGCACUACUAGCAAAAAUACUAACGGUUGCACAAAAGUCGACGAGUACCAAAGAUCGGUAUCGCUGCAGCAGCCACAGAAAGAUUCAAAGUCAUCUUCUGAUGAGGACGUUCCGGUGCGCCGUGAUCGAUCCGCCUCGAUCGGGUCGAUUCCGGUCGUGGAGCAGAACCGCACAAUGGUCUUCCUGAUUGGCCAGACGGAUCUGCGGCUGAUUAGCCCCGAUCGCAAGCAGGUCCUGCUGCACAAGGAGUUCCGCGACGUGGCCAGUUGUGCCCAGGGCCAGAAGAACGCCGACCACUUUGGAAUCAUCUGCCGGGACAUGAACAACGACGGCUACAUCGGGUACGUGUUCAAGUGCCAGUCGGAGAACGUCGCGGACGAGAUUAUCAUCGCAAUCAGCCAGGCGUUCAUGGUAUGCUCGGAGCAGAAGCAAAAGGACAAAGCGACGGCCCAGAUCUACUCGUGCGAGCACUGUCCGAUGUUGUGGUACCACAAGCUGUGCUCGGACACGGAAGGGUUGAGCGAUAAGAAGACGCAGUACAUGAUCUUCAAGCGAAUAGACACCACACUGACGGACGACGAGCAGCGACUGCUGAUGGAGAAGUAUCACGGAGCGGAAGAAGCUGCCGGGCACAGUCUGGGCGAGCAGAACCAGUUUCUGAUGAUGCUGUUGAGGGCUCACUGUGAGUCCAAGCAGCAGCGCCACGUACACGAUACGGCCGAGAACAGGACGGAGUUCUUGAACCAAUAUCUGGGUGGGAGUGGAAUCUUCAUGAAGGCGAAACGAUCGCUGACGAGUUCAUUCGAUCACUUGCUAAAGCGCCGUACGAGCAAGGACGACUUCAGCGGUAGUGUCACCUCGAUCAAAGAUUCCACCUCAUCAGGAGAUCUGCGAGCUGGAAACGAUCUGGAACCCCAGCCGAGAUCUCGUGCAUCCACCAUCGGAUCCAGUCCUUCGUUGAGCCGGAAGAACUCGGACUUUGGCGUACCGACUGCAGCACCGCAACUCAAAUCACCCAUGAUGGAUAUCUUCAUCAAGGUUGGCAACAGUCCGCGGGAAAACUCCAGCCACGCCGGCUCGUGGCGCCAGGCGAUGCUCCAUCGGGUCGUAACGCCCUCGAAAAAUCUCAAAGUGACCGGCACCGAGUACAUGUCUCCGCUGAGGAAUCCCCACGUCAGUACUCGGAAGCGAACCCGCGCCGAGUUGCGCGAACUGUGGCGUGUGGCCAUCAAGCAAACCAUCAUCCUGAACCGCAUGGACAAGGAGAACGCGCGACUCCAAGCGCGCCAGAACCAGAUCAAAACGAACGAAAUCAAACGCAUCAAGCUGGAGUACGACGAGAUAUCGAGCUGCGACCAGCAGGCGGUUGAGAUCUGGGAAAACUUUCUGAGCGCAUCCUCGGCGGAGGCCGUCCACACCCGCAAGGAUCCCAAAGUGCUCUACCAGGCGAUCAAAAACGGAGUUCCACGCGCCAAGCGGGGUGAAAUCUGGAAGUUUCUGGCUAAUCAACACUCGUACAAUACGCCCCCGGUGGACACGACCGAUUUCCCCAACUACAACACUCCGUACCAGACGCUGCUGAAGAAUUUGACCGAGCAUCAGCAUGCGAUCUUUAUCGAUUUGGGACGAACCUUCCCCGAUCACAAGUACUACAAGGACGCCCUCGGGGUGGGUCAGCUGUCGCUGUUUAACUUGCUCAAGGCGUACUCUAUCCUGGAUCCCGAACUUGGUUACUGCCAAGGGUUGGGCUUUAUCUGUGCCGUUCUGCUGCUGCAUCUCGAGGAGGCGGACGCGUUCGAUCUGCUCAAGCAUCUGAUGUUCAAGCGGCAGAUGCGCGCCAAAUAUCUGCCCGACAUGAAGCAGUUCCAGCUGCAACUGUACCAGCUGUCCCGCCUGCUCAAGGACCACAUCCCGGAGCUGUACGACUGGUUCGACCAGCACGACAUCUCGCCUACGCUGUACGCGGCGCCCUGGAUCUUGACCGUGUUCAGUUCGCACUUUCCGCUGGGAUUCGUGGCCCGGGUGUUUGACCUGCUGUUUUUGGAGUCGUUCGAUGUGAUAUUCAGGUGUGCGAUCGCACUGUUGGAGGUCCACAAAGAGCAGCUGCUGCAGCGGGAUAACUUUGAGGAGAUUAUGAACUAUUUGAAGACGGUCGUUCCGAAGAUCAGCGCCGAUGUAAUGGAGAAGGUUUUUCGGAAUGUGUUCAAGUCCGAUUUCUCUCGGCAACUGAUCGAAUACCAAGUCGAAUAUAACGUGCUGAAGGAGGAGAUGACUUCGCAGAAUCAUCACUUGGAAAAUUUUAACCGCGUGAAGGAGGAGAACCAGCAGUUGGAAACGCAGCUGCAAUUUGCUCAAUCUAGCUUGGCGCAGCUGGAGAAGACUCGCCAGGCACAGCAGAACCAAAUUCAGAACCUACAAACGCAGGUUCAAACGCUGGAGAACACCGUUCACACGUUGGUUCGGUUUGUCGAGCAUUCGACGGAGAGCAAGCCCGACUACGUGCUACCGAACGAGGUUUGCCGGAUCUUGCAACAGGUUCAGGAACUGCAACCACAGCACGGCCAGCAGAAGAAGCGAUCGCCUAUUUUUGUCGAUCGGAAGAUCGGCAAAUCUAUUUCAUUCAACAGCAAUUUGGGCCUGGCGCUGAACGUGCUGGAGGAGGCCAACGAGGCGGACAGCGCCAGCGGAACUCCGACCAAGAAGAAACCAUUCUUUCAGAGCUCGUUCGAGCAAAUCCGCCAGCAAAAGGCCGGUCUGCGCUUGAACAAACUGGACGAGUGCAACAGUCCGGAGCACGGAUCUGCGGAUCGGAACGGUGGUGGCGCCGGCAUGAAGCUGAACAGUGCCAGCGAUGACAGCGGAAUCGCCACCCCAAUCAGCCCGCAGAUGCACGCCCCGUCGACCACCCCGAUGGUGGCCGAGUGUAGACCGUUGGUUCCGAGCAUGCUCGACAUGCACCCGCUCAGCGGCGACGUCAACGUACAGUUCAACGGUACAACCCAGCUCAAAUCCAUCAAACCACGGGUACAAUCGCGACAAAACUCGGUCUCGUCGAUCGUGAGCGACCUCGGCGAUCUCGCCGGCCAACAACCCGGCUUCAUGAACCGCAGUUAACAAUCAACCGUCGGGUUGGACCGCUAAACCCGCGGUACGAUCGCAUCGCAGAGCAGCUAAACACUAGAGCAAAGACACACCGUCACACACAUUACGCUAUGAUUAUCAACUUUAGUAUGCAAAUUCACCACCCAGCGUAAGCGCGCGCAUUCGGAACGGAUAUAUAUUCUAUAUUUUAGGGAUAAAGCUUCUCAGUCUUGCAUUGGCAGCGCUAGUGUAUUUAAUCAAGUCUUGCUUUGGCGAACAGUGAUAUGUGGUACUACUAGAUUAAGUGUGUAGGGAAUCCCUUCAGUGCAGUAGAAAUUAAUGCUUUUUGAUACCCCAACUGCGUGGAAGGUACAAACUAGGGGCAACCACCUUCACAAUCCGCUUCCGCAUUGUUGUUACUACGAAAAUUACGACACAAAAAAAAAACAAAAAAAAACUAAAUUUGCACUCACACCGGCUUGGUUCCAGAAUCAAUAAGGCAUCACAAUUGUUGCAACCCUGAACAUAAUCAAACAAACUUAAAUCGUUCGACCCAAAAUGAGAUAUUUAAGAAGAACCGAAACAAUACUCACGUGCACGCAAAUAUUACCAAACAAAACAAAAUAAGUCAAUCGAAUGGAGUCGCGUGGUACGUCAAGAACAAUCCAUCAAGCGUCCCCAUCGGAAUCAGAUUCGUCCCACAAACAAAAAUUCUGCUUGCACAAAAAUCGAACGUGACGCAAAAAAAAGUUAUUAAAUGACCGGCAUGAUAUUCGGUAGCAUAUAAAUUGUACAUAAAAAAAAGUCAAGAAAUGUGUGAAGCAAACCUACCAACAGUAUAAAUGUAAUCAAGGAUCAAGCAAGAUACCACAACCAAACUCAAUAACCGACGCCAAUUUCCUGCUUGCAUGCGCAUUAGCUGUAGUAGUGGUGAAGCAAAACCAAGCAAAUCCUUGUGGUUCCCAAGACAGACAGAAAAAAAUGAAACAGAGAGCGGUUAUUUACUAGAGCUCCAAAGCUGCCCCCGAGUUUUUUUAGAGGAAUCAGAAAUAUCGGAAUGAAAAGUGGUUGAAUUCUUCAAACGCAGGUGUCUUAUUUCGAGCUUAUUUCGUUUUGUCACGUGGGCGCCGAGAAGGUGACUUUUUUUAGUUGUUGAUCGUUGUUUUGUUUGUACUAUUUUUUUAGGUUUCAAAAAGCUGUUUUGUUUUUUUUUUACUUUGAUGACUAUUUAAGCAGGUUUGAGAAGGGUUUUAGCGAAUAGCUAGUUUUAGUGGAUUAUUUUUUAAAUGUGAAAAUUGAUAUUCAAUGAAAUUUUGUUGCGGACUUAAUAAUCGGUUAGAUUGGAAUGAAGAGUGUACUUAAGGCAUAGGUUAAUCAAGUGUAACCCCAAUUACCCCAAUAUUCGAUAAAUAUUUACUGUACCCCAAAAUAUAUAGCAUUGAGACAUAAAUAUGUACUAUCUAUAUUAGUAUUCAAUAAAAAUACAAACAGUGACAGUCCUACAUCCAUAUA